Molecule: messenger RNA, 1869 nt
Organism: Penicillium verhagenii
Lineage: Eukaryota; Fungi; Ascomycota; Eurotiomycetes; Eurotiales; Aspergillaceae
Product: alpha-keto acid decarboxylase family protein
Exons: 2
Coding region: 1-1869 (622 amino acids)
Molecular function (GO): magnesium ion binding; thiamine pyrophosphate binding; carboxy-lyase activity
Source: RefSeq, a predicted model, not a curated record
AUGCACCUCGCAGAGUAUCUCUUCCGUCGCAUUCACCAGCUCAACAUCAGGGCCGUAUUUGGUGUGCCGGGUGAUUUCAAUCUCACUUGUCUCGAUUAUGUUGAAGAGUGUGGCCUGGAUUGGGUUGGCAACGUUAACGAACUCAAUGCUGGUGAGUCUUCCCAAAGGGAACAAAAUACCUACUCGCGACUCAAAAAAAAGGCUGAACAUAAUGAAGGUUAUGCCGCCGAUGGCUAUGCACGUGUCAAAGGAAUCUCAGCCCUCGCCACUACCUUCGGGGUUGGCGAGCUCUCCGCCCUGAAUGCAAUUGCAGGCGCCUGCGCUGAACUUGUUCCCAUAAUCCACAUUGUAGGGUUUCCGUCAUCCGCUGUCCAGGAAAAGAAGCUACCUGUUCAUCACACUCUCGGAGACGGUGACUAUGAAUUGUUCAUGAAAAUGAGCGAACGAGUCUCUAGCGCGACCAUCCUUAUGAAAGAUCCACUGAAGGCGACCAAAAUGAUUGAUGAUACAAUCAUUGAAUGCUAUCGCUCCAGCAAGCCAGUUUUCAUUGGAUUUCCCAUGGAUCUUGUCAAGGCUGAUAUCGAUCCGUCUCCCCUGGAAACACCUUUGCUACUGCAUCAUUCGCUAACAGGCCCAACGUCAGCAGACGAGACUGCCGUGAAGACUAUUCUAGAGCGCUUGCUGAAGGCUCAGAAACCCGUCAUCAUUGUCGACAGUCUUGCUGGUAGAUAUGAGGGUCUACAUGCUACUCGUACGUUUGUCGAAAAGUCCAAUAUGCCCUGCUUUGCUUUUCCCAUGGCAAAAGGCAUAAUCGACGAAAGUCUACCCAAGUUCCGCGGAAUUUACGCUGGCAACGUGUCCAACCCGGGCGUGCAAGAAGAGAUUCAAUCAAGUGACUUGAUUCUUCUCAUCGGACCUCGUCCAACAGACCUGAAUACCGGUGGCUUCAAGAGUGACGUUUCAGAUGUAGAGACUAUUGUUUUUCAUCGGAAUACAGUGCAAAUUGCCGAUAUAACCUAUGCCGACAUCUCAAUGGGCAAUGUUCUCGAAAAACUCUCGGAGUCGGUCUGUGCCUCUGUACCAAACAGCCCGUCAGAUUCAUCGACCAGCAGUCCUCGAGCAUUGUCAUCUCCAGCAAGCUCAGUUGCCCUUUCAAGCCUAUCUUUAGACGGCCACGAGCUCCCCCAAGAGUUCCAAGGAAAGAAACUUGACGCAAACGCUGUAGUGACACAAGAAUGGAUUUGGCCACGAUUAAGCGCCUGGCUUGAAGAAGAUGAUAUUAUCGCAAUGGACAUCGGAACCUCAGCCUUUGGUGGGCUCUGGUGCAAACAACCGCGAGGAGCUCAAUCCCUCUUCCAGCUCCUCUGGAGCUCAAUUGGGUUUGCGCUCGGGGCGACAGUAGGGGCCGCUAUAGCCGCCCGUGAACAACUCAAGGAGUCCAAGACUUCACGCAAACGACGCACGAUUCUAUUCACCGGUGACGGAAGUCUGCAAAUGACAGCACAGGAAAUUAGCACAUUGGUUCGGAAAGAGCUAGGUGUGAUUAUAUUUGUGAUUUGCAACGAGGGUUACACCAUUGAGCGCUAUAUCCACGGCUGGGAUAGUAGUUACAACGAUAUCCAGCCUUGGGACUACAAGCUCCUUCCCCUGGUGUUUAAUCCCAAACCAGAUUUUGUCAGGACUUACAGUGUUCGGACGAAAGGAGAGUUGGAGAUGCUCCUUACGGAUGAUUCGUUUGGGCCAGCUGGGAAUUUCCAUGAAGGGCAGCCUGAGCCUUUACGCCUUGUGGAGGUUCAUAUGGAUAAGUUUGAUGCACCACAAACUAUUCCUGAUAUGAUCACUGAUCUGCAUGGAAAGGUUGCCAAAUAG